Sodiomyces alkalinus F11 is the source of this 804-nucleotide messenger RNA. RefSeq lists its product as hypothetical. The record is from RefSeq and is a predicted model, not a curated record. The transcript has 2 exons. The coding region runs from base 1 to 804 and encodes 267 amino acids. NCBI's taxonomy places the organism in Eukaryota, Fungi, Ascomycota, Sordariomycetes, Glomerellales, Plectosphaerellaceae.
AUGAAGGAGCGAAUUGCCGGCGCCAUGAUCGAGGUGGAGAACCUGCAGAAGGAGAUUGACUCGAUAAUGGAGCGACAGACCGUCUAUACUGCUAGUAGUCGACCAUCGACAGCGUACUCGAUGGCGCCUCUUGACAUGGAGCCCAUGCCCUCGAUUCCCGCGCUUCCUCCAGCCGCACCCUCGUUCGCUGAACGAUUGAGCACAGAACGGCCGCAGACAGCACCUUCAGCAUCGUCGACGGUGCGCAUCCCUCACCGCGCCAAGACGUUUGCAGAGGCGUCAGCAGCGUUCAUCACCCCUCCGCCCAGCCGGGGAGGAAGUGAGGAGGAGGAGCACCCGCUACCCCCCCCACUGCCGCUCGUACUGCGGCCGCCCCUUCGGAAGAAGAAAUCCUUCUCGCGGGUGUCGAGCUGGCUCUUCCCCGACGACGGCGGCGCCGCCGGCCGCGAGCAGCACCGACGUGACAUCAGUCUCGAUUCGGUGACGAACCUGCCCCGGCCGGUCAAGGGGCGAGAGGGCUUCUAUCAGUGUGUGGCACCGGGCGGCCAGACGACGGGGCGUCAGAGCUUCGACACGCUGUCGACGGUGCCCACCUGGGAGACGGAAGGGGAAGAGGAGGACGAAGACGGAAACCGGACCGUGCCUACCACGACAUGGACUCCCGGCAGCACACCGGUGACGAAGCCGGACGACGUGACUACACCGCUGGAGCGGAUAGCCACAUUUGGGAAGGACAGUAGUAUUAGAGGUCUGGAAAAAGGAGGCGCCAGCCCUCGAAGGGAGAGCGUCGGGGUGGCAUACUGA